AUGAAGGAACAGGCAGCCAUGGUGGAGCGCAGAAACGGUCUGAUGGUGGCUGAAAUCGAGGAGCUGAGAGUUGCUCUGGAGCAGACAGAGAGAGGCCGCAAAGUGGCUGAGACUGAGCUGGUAGACGCCAGCGAGCGUGUUGGACUGCUGCACUCCCAGGUAUGGGUCAAAAGCCAUUUCCAAUGGAACUCAACCAAGCAUACAGUUUAAACACACCUGGAAUUUGACAGUGCUUACUUUAGAUUUUCAUCAUUUCAGCCUUGUGACUUGUAAGUUCUCUUGAGAGUUUAAAAAAUCGUCUUAUUUCAUCCUUCAGAACACCAGCCUUCUGAACACCAAGAAGAAGUUGGAGACUGACCUGGUGCAGGUGCAGGGAGAGGUGGACGAUAUUGUCCAGGAGGCCAGGAAUGCAGAGGAGAAGGCCAAGAAGGCCAUCACUGACGUGAGUUCUUUAAUUACAUCGACUUGAUUUGUCCCCAAGUGCCAGUGGUAGCUGGGCUGGUUAAGAACAACAAAGAUCUUAUAGGGGCGUUAUGAUUGGUGCCAAUUGGUGCAUAAAUGAAACAAACUACUUUUCCAGGCGGCCAUGAUGGCUGAGGAGCUGAAGAAGGAGCAGGACACCAGCUCUCACCUGGAGAGGAUGAAGAAGAACCUGGAGGUCACAGUCAAGGACCUGCAGCACCGCCUGGAUGAGGCUGAGAAUCUGGCCAUGAAGGGAGGCAAGAAGCAGCUCCAGAAACUGGAGUCCAGGGUGAGUUAACAGCAGGGUGGAUUAUGGUGGAUUGAAAGACAGAUUGCUGGAAAUGUAUUUGAUCAUAUAAAAAUACAUAAUAGCCUCCAUUCAGGUUUACUGUUACUUCUGUAGUGCAUGGCAUGACUAAUCAAGUCUCGGGCCCUGGGAAAUGUUAAGUCCCCCUUCUUGGCAUUAGAGAGAAAAUGUUGCAGUUUUAAAGCUAAUUUCCUGCAAUUCUACACAUUUUGCCUUUUUAAAUGUUAAAUGAUGGUGCAUUUAUGAUCAUAACAAAACAAAUUAUAAUAAUUCUACACUUAUUUAGUGGAGUUGAGCCAAGACCUUCAAAUAAAUACAAAUGUAUUACUCUAGUUUCUUCGUUCAGGCUUGUACAGUUGUCGCAGCAGACUUCUUCUAAACUGCCAUUUCAUUAGUAGUAAGAAAAAACAACAAAUAUAAAUUCACAAUACACAUCAACACACAAUAUAAUGUACAUUCAUCCACUUUAUCUCAUAGUAAUCAUUUGUUACAUCUAGUUACAUUUGUUUCAUUUCUCUCUAUAGCGACAUGUCUCAUUCACCGGCCGUUGCUAGGGAAGCUAGCGUUGCUAUGCAGGUUUACCAGCCAGCAGGUGAACGGCUGAAUUAGUUUGUAGGCUAGCGGACUUUAAUAAGUUCAUAAAACCUGAAAACACAACAUAACAUCUUAACAAACAUAUGUACAUACUCCAGAAACAUUACCGUCUCGAAUAUAGUGCUUUUCCAGUCGCUUACCUUCAAAAUAAAGAUAUACCAAUGUUUUUAUGUCGGUGCUUCUGUCUUGCUGUUGGCUCACUUUGCAAACUUCUCUCAACUGUCAUAGCGCGAGCCUCCCAUAAUAGAAGAAAUCUCAUAACAUUAAAACAUGCGAGUGGCGUCCUCUAGUGGCCAUACUGGUGCUGCACCAGAAACUGCUAAACUCAUGACAAAAUGGAUAAAUAGUCAUAUUACAAAUACAAGAAGAAUUGAGUUGUGAGCCUCCCAGACCCGUUGUGCAUCUAAUAGUUAAGAACAUAAAUUGUGGAUUAUUAAUAUGUACUGUAUUGCACUCUCUAAAAAAUUUCCAAAGAUCCCUGGUUGUUUAAUCCGUUCUUGCUAGAAAUAUUCAUAAAGACAUUUAAAUGUCAAUUCACCUUUGGGAACCACUGACCUAGAUAAUGAAAAAUUGUUGUCAUUAUUACAGAUCCCUUCAAUUAAACAUUUAAAAGUACAUAGGAACAGAUAACAAUUGUGCCUCCUUGACUGGGUAGAACACUACACCUCUGUUUUACAAAGAUUUGUUAAGUCUGAUUUCACCACCUCAAACAAAUACGUUUAUUUCUUCCACAAAGGUGCGUGAGCUCGAGACUGAGGUGGAGGCCGAGCAGAGAAGAGGUGUAGACGCAGUCAAGGGAGUCCGCAAGUAUGAGCGCAGAGUCAAGGAGCUCACUUACCAGGUAAGAGAAAGUGCCUUCUUCACACACUUGACAGUAACACAGACAGGUUUGUGUAUAAAACUAUACUGACAUUGAUUCUUUGAUCUUCUCCCACAGACUGAGGAGGAUAAGAAGAACGUUAGCAGACUUCAGGACCUGGUAGAUAAGCUGCAGUUGAAAGUGAAGGCCUACAAGAGGAAUUCUGAGGAAGCAGUGAGUCAAAUACUCUGAAAGCAUACAUUCGAAAAUGUAUUUUCUCCCUACAAAAUGUAAUGUCCAUACGGUUUAGUUGAAGUGUUGCUACAGCACAUCAGUCAACAAUGACUCAAUUGAUAUUGCAAGUCAUUACUGAAGAAAUUAUACACAUUUCUGAGUGCCUCCUAUGCCUAUGUGUUACUAACUUAAAGGAGAGGGGGUUGAAUAAAUACAGUGGGGGAAAAAAGUAUUUAGUCAGCCACCAAUUGUGCAAGAUCUCCCACUUAAAAAGAUGAGAGAGGCCUGUAAUUUUCAUCAUAGGUACACGUCAACUAUGACAGACAAAAUGAGAAAAAAAAUCCAGAAAAUCACAUUGUAGGAUUUUUUUAUGAAUUUAUUUGCAAAUUAUGGUGGAAAAUAAGUAUUAGGUCAAUAACAAAAGUUUCUCAAUACUUUGUUAUAUACCCUUUGUUGGCAAUGACACAGGUCAAACGUUUUCUGUAAGUCUUCACAAGGUUUUCACACACUGUUGCUGGUAUUUUGGCCCAUUCCUCCAUGCAGAUCUCCUCUAGAGCAGUGAUGUUUUGGGGCUGUCGCUGGGCAACACAGACUUUCAACUCCCUCCAAAGAUUUUCUAUGGGGUUGAGAUCUGGAGAAUGGCUAGGCCACUCCAGGACCUUGAAAUGCUUCUUACGAAGCCACUCCUUCGUUGCCCGGGUGGUGUGUUUAGGAUCAUUGUCAUGCUGAAAGACCCAGCCACGUUUCAUCUUCAAUGCCCUUGCUGAUGGAAGGAGGUUUUCACUCAAAAUCUCACGAUACAUGGCCCCAUUCAUUCUUUCCUUUUCACGGAUCAGUCGUCCUGGUCCCUUUGCAGAAAAACAGCCCCAAAGCAUGAUGUUUCCACCACAAUGCUUCACAGUAGGUAUGGUGUUCUUUGGAUGCAACUCAGCAUUCUUUGUCCUCCAAACACGACGAGUUGAGUUUUUACCAAAAAGUUAUAUUUUGGUUUCAUCUGACCAUAUGACAUUCUCCCAAUCCUCUUCUGGAUCAUCCAAAUGCACUCUAGCAAACUUCAGACGGGCCUGGACAUGUACUGGCUUAAGCAGGGGGACACGUCUGGCACUGCAAUAUUUGAGUCCCUGGCGGCGUAGUGUGUUACUGAUGGUAGGCUUUGUUACUUUGGUCCCAGCUCUCUGCAGGUCAUUCACUAGGUCCCCCCGUGUGGUUCUGGGAUUUUUGCUCACCGUUCUUGUGAUCAUUUUGACCCCACGGGGUGAGAUCUUGCGUGGAGCCCCAGAUCGAGGGAGAUUAUCAGUGGUCUUGUAUGUCUUCCAUUUCCUAAUAAUUGCUCCCACAGUUGAUUUCUUCAAACCAAGCUGCUUACCUAUUGCAGAUUCAGUCUUCCCAGCCUGGUGCAGGUCUACAAUUUUGUUUUUGGUGUCCUUUGACAGCUCUUUGGUCUUGGCCAUAGUGGAGUUUGGAGUGUGACUGUUGUGGACAGGUGUCUUUUAUACUGAUAACACGUUCAAACAGGUGCCAUUAAUACAGGUAACGAGUGGAGGACAGAGGAGCCUCUUAAAGAAGAAGUUACAGGUCUGUGAGAGCCAGAAAUCUUGCUUGUUUGUAGGUGACCAAAUACUUAUUUUCCACCAUAAUUUGCAAAUAAAUUCAUAAAAAAUCCUACAAUGUGAUUUUCUGGAUUUUUUUCUCUCAAUUUGUCUGUCAUAGUUGACGUGUACCUGUGAUGAAAAUUACAGGCCUCUCUCAUCAUUUUAAGUGGGAGAACUUGCACAAUUGGUGGCUGACUAAAUACUUUUUUCCCCCACUGUAUUUGCUGGUCUAGUGGUGGUGCUGGAGGCAGCGGUUUGAUCCCCUGUUCCUCCACUCACUUUCUCUGCUGUAUCAUCCAUCUACCUAUAUACGUUGCUAUCCUAAAUCUGCCAAUAUUUGUUUGAUUGAAAAUACCUUUAAAAAUGUAUAUUUUAAUUUUCUACCUGAAGCUUCAAUGUCUAAAUACUGAUGUUCUGCUCUCCCUGUCUUUUAGUUUAGUUGAAUAAGUGUUGCUACUUCACAUUGCUGUACAGGGGGAUGGUCUAUUGAUAGUGCUGGAGGCAGCGGUUUGAUCCCCUGUUCCGCCACUCACUUUCUCUGCUGUAUCAUCCAUCUCGCUAUAUACAUUGCUAUCCUAAAUGUAUAUUUUAAUUUGCUACCUGAAGCUUCAAUGUCUAAAUACUGAUGUCCUGCUCUCCCUGUCUUUUCCUCACCCAGGAGGAAGCAGCAAACCAGCACAUGUCUAAGUUCAGGAAGGUUCAGCAUGAGCUGGAGGAGGCUGAGGAGCGUGCUGACAUCGCUGAGACUCAGGUCAACAAGCUCAGAGCCAAGACCCGUGACACUGGAAAGGUACAGAACUGAUGCUAAAUCUACACCUGUUCAAUACUGACAUUUUACACUCACUCAACUGUAUUUAAGAUCUUUGAGAAGCACAUUUCAGGUAGGGCAAAAAAAUCUAAUAAGAUUAAUUCAGUUAGUACUUCACCCUGAAAAUCCAAGCUGAGCGCUGAGCAUUAAAUGCUUGAUCCAUUAUAUUCUUUCCAAGUGUUCAUCUAUUUAUCAUGUUCAUUAUUAUUACUGAUCCAUUAUAUUCUAUCCAAGUCUAUCCAUAUAUUUAUCAUGUUCAUUAUUAUUACUGAUCCAUUAUAUUCUAUCCAAGUCUAUCCAUAUAUUUAUCAUGUUCAUUAUUAUUACUGAUCCAUUAUAUUCUUUCUUUCUUCUUACAGGGCAAAGAAGUUGCUGAAUAA
Molecule: messenger RNA, 5176 nt
Organism: Coregonus sp. 'balchen'
Lineage: Eukaryota; Metazoa; Chordata; Actinopteri; Salmoniformes; Salmonidae
Source: the annotation of a GenBank genome assembly